AAAUCUACUACUCGUCCUGAUCCCUCUGUUAUCGACUUGUUGGGACUGUUUCAGCCUUCGGUGAAAGGACGACGAGGACUUCCUGGAACUAAAGUGUUCGUGUUCGAUUCCACAGCCUCUCUGGCAACUGUGUUCAAUAAUCUGUGAGAUGGCCACCGCGCCUCAGCCUUCGUUUCAAAUGAGCUCGACGGAUCUGAUCCGGAGAGAGCCGCUGGACUACGGGGGCUUCGGGGACGUGUACCUGUGCUACCACGUGACCCUGGGCCAGGUGGUGCUGAAGACCAUGUACACGGGCUCCCUGCGCAACGAGGAGAGUAAGAGGUCACUGCUUGAGGAAGGGAACAUCAUGGCAAGUCUGAGCCACGAGCGGGUGGUCAAGUUGUUGGGUGUGAUCAUGGAGGAUAGAGACUGCUCACUAGUCAUGGAACUCAUCCCCAGGGGCAAUCUACUAGUCAUGCUUCAAAAGGUCUCUGUACCAGUAUCCGUCAAAGGUAGAAUCAUUUUAGAGAUUUUGGAAGGGAUGGUGUACCUGACAGAGAAACGUGUCAUACACAAGGACAUCAAGCCAGAAAACAUUUUAGUGGACAAGGAUUUUCACAUUAAGAUAGCGGACAUGGGCCUGGCCACCUGCCGGACAUGGAGCAAACUCACAAGGGAGGAGUUUCGCAGGAGGAGUCGUAUCAGCCAAUCAUCUGGGACAAGAGGUGCCGGCACUCUGAGCUACAUGGCUCCUGAGCACCUGGCGAGUGUACACACUGCAUCCACUGAGAAAUCUGAUGUCUACAGCUUUGCCAUCGUGGUUUGGGUCAUUCUCACCGGGGAAGAGCCAUAUGCAAAUGCCAGGAGUGAAGAACAGAUCAGCCAGUGUGUUUGUAAAGGUGAACGACCAGCAGAGGAUUCUAUUCCAGAAGACACGCCUGCAGCAAUAAUUCACUUCAUGAGGGAUUGCUGGAAUCACCAUCCACAGCAGCGACCAACAUUUAAAGAGGGCUACGACUUCUUCCUUCCUUUCUACGCGGAAAAUCUUGAACCACAUAUAGAGGAAGAUUUACUUCUUCUGAAGAAUUUAUACGAAGGCCCAGAUGAUCUUGUUGAGAAGAUGAAAUAUUUAUCAGAGACCAAUGAAUGUUUUUCUGCAGACUGCCCUGCUCCUUUGGUGAGUUCAGACAGAAGUGUACCUGUGCCAGUUGAAGCCAGUAUUGAAGACCUGCAUGUCAUUCAGCACGAGGAGUCUAUUCAGACCGACGCCAGGGGAAAUAACAACACUUCAGCGUUGGGUGAGAAACUUCAUCGGGAGUUUCUGUACCACAAACAUGGAAGCUAUAACUAUGAAAACCAGACAGACCCUAUGAACUGCUUCCAACGCACCAACUCCAAUCCCUUCCUGCCAUACCACAACAGCACUUCAGAUCACACUGCAAUGCAACCAGAACAAGACAAGCAGCCUGUGUCCUCUGUCCAUUCCUGGACUAAAGCUGAGCCAGUGCAGAGCACCAGCCAGGACAUGUGGUGCCGCCCCACAUCUGGUCUCUACGAGUCCAUGAACUCAACUGAAUCUGCUGCAACCCUAUUGCCAAUGUCCACCAGCGCUCCCUCACCAGAUCAGUACAACCAGCAACAGCCACAUUCCAACUUUAACCGUCAGGAGUCUUGGCCCGUUUACCCAGUGAAUGAAACAUCUGCUCCGGACAUUGCUCCGGGGCGUCUCCUGCCACAAGAGCCAGGGUCUAUUUUCAUUCAUAAUGCCAGAGGGAUUCAGAUUGGAAACAGCAACGUGUUGAUGAUCAGAGAUUAUGAGCUAACCAAUAGUUCAUUAUCUGCAUCUCCUAGAAGCUCGACCAUCUCUCUCAUCAAAGAAAGCAUUCAGAAAUACGAGAACUAUGCUGUGACUGAGGAGCACCUGGAUCUGCUGCGGGGCAACAUUGGAUCCAAAUGGAAGCUUUACGCGCGCCACCUUGGUUUGACCAGUGUGGAAAUAGAGACCAUAGAGCACGACUAUUCCCGCGACGGCCUGCCAGAGAUUGUGCACCAAAUGCUGGAGCGCUGGAAAAUGAAGGAGGGAAGUAUCGGCUGCACAUUUGGGAAGCUUUGUCAGGCUCUGUCAGGAAACAUAACGCUGGAUGUCAUGCAGAAAAUGCUGGACAUCUGCAGUUUGUCUUCCCCAAUCUCAUAAACUUCUGUUUUCACCUGUUAGAUUUUCCACAUGCCUUCAAAGUGACUUUCUAAAAAACAAAAAAAGUCUUUUGGUUUUAUGCACCAAGGUUUUUGAGCUAUUCCGACAACCACAGAGCUCACUGAAAUUCUCUUAAAAUGAAUGACCACUGUACAGUAGUCACUCGCUUUGAUGAAAUGUUGUUUGGACCUGAUUAUUGUUGCAUU
Messenger RNA from Paralichthys olivaceus (Japanese flounder), 2379 nucleotides. It is a transcript of the gene ripk1l, whose product is annotated as receptor (TNFRSF)-interacting serine-threonine kinase 1, like. Lineage: Eukaryota; Metazoa; Chordata; Actinopteri; Pleuronectiformes; Paralichthyidae. Gene Ontology annotation, biological process: signal transduction; protein phosphorylation. Gene Ontology annotation, molecular function: protein binding; protein kinase activity; ATP binding. Gene Ontology annotation, cellular component: cytoplasm. The record is from RefSeq and is a predicted model, not a curated record.